AUGCGUCAGUCAAGCCUGCCCACGCCGUUUCUUCCAUCGCUGCUGCUGCUGCUAUUGGCGGCGGCGAUGUGUUGCGCCGGUGGGUGCCUCGCCGCUGCGCCGGGCUCUGCGUUCGAGGAAAUUGUGCGGAGGAGCGGCGGGCCGUCGGAGACUGCGGUGGUGCGUGAGGUGCCGCGCAGGGGGCAGGGCGCGAUGCAGACGUACACCGUCGCCACAAAAGAGGACAACAGUGACUGGAAGCCCAUCCGCAUCAAAGUGUUCACGGAGGAUCUGAAGAAUGUUAUUCCGGGGAGUGGGAGGUACUGCGAAAAGCGGGGGGAUCGGUGCCCAGACUACUUGGGGCAUAAUAGAACUUGCGUAACUGAACACAUACUGUCGGAAGAAAAGAAGAAAUUGUACGAGAAGACGAUUAUUCCCGAGGCCGUCAAGCUGCACGCGGAGCGACUCCUUGUCAAGCCGAUGGCUGAGGGAGUAGUUAUGGGAGAAGGUCCCGGAGGACUAUGCGAGUACUUUACAAUUCCAGCUGAGCACAAGACUAAUGGUGUGCGUGAUGCCGACAUGGUCAUCUACGCAGCUGCCGGGCCAUUCAGCGACGAUAUUCCGGCAUGGGCGGCCACAUGUCUCAGGUCGAGUGACUCUCGUCCUUCUGUUGGCGCCAUGAACUUCAAUCCGAAGUACAUGACCGACAUGGCAUGGAGCGUCCGCGUCGCUGCACACGAAAUGGCGCAUGCUCUUGGGUUCAACAAAGAGAGUAUGGAGUCUAAGAGCAUAACGUCAGAGCAGGAUGAGCGUGGAAUGCGGCGUAAGAUGGUGACGGGGGAUAAUGUUAAAGCGAGGGCAAUAGCGCACUUCAACUGCAGCUCUCUGAAGGGCAUGGAGCUGGAUAAUGACGAUGUUGAGGGGCAAUAUAAGGUGUUUCGCUGGACGAAGCGCAGUGCCCGUGACGAACUGAUGGCCCCCACAGUCGGCGCCGGCUACUACACGGCACUGACGCUGGCGGUGUUUGCCGACCUGGGCUACUACAGCGUGAACUGGAGCAUGGCGGAGCCGAUGGCGUGGGGCAGCAACAGUGGCUGCGACUUUCUGAUGAAGAAGUGCAAGGACACACACGACCUCGCCAAAAGGUAUCCUCACAUGUUCUGCAACAGCACCGACAAGACGACGCUUCGCUGCUCCUCGGACCGCCGUCACGUCGGGACGUGCACCGCAGAGAUCCUUGAUUUUAUGUGGAUUCAGCUUGGGAAUGACAAGUGCCCUGUUGUUUCGACGCACUUUGAGGACCUCUUUACAACGAGAAAGGACAACCGGUGCACGGACGCAAGUGUGAGAAAUCUCCCUGGAUCGCUGACUGGCAGUGGCUCGUGGUGCCUGGACGCGGAAACACUGCAGGUGAAGAAUGGCGGCGGCAGCGGUGAGAACAAAAUCGAGGGCGUGUGCGCAGAGGUGAAGUGUGAGGGCGGCGCAGUGAAGGUGAAGCACCUCGGCGCCAAUACGUUUGUGCCGUGUCCCGAGGGAAGUGCAAUUGAGGUUGUGCCAAACGGUCAUCUGCAGGGCGGGAAGCUCAAGUGCCCGAAGUACACCGAAGUGUGCACCAUCGCCGCCAACGGCAGCAGCCUCGUCAUUCCGAGCGUUUUGAAGGAUGCGGAAGGGAAGGGCCGUAAGGAUGAAAAAGAUCGAAGGGAGGCGGGGGGUGGGCCCAACACCGUGACAGCUGCUGCUCCAAAAGGAAGCGGCUCGGACACGGCGGGAUCUACUGCGACUCGCAAAACUUCUGCGCCCAAUUCGACGCUGACGGGAUUGGACAACAGCAGCAGCGUCCAAAAGAAACUGGAGGUGGCGCGACAAGUCGGAAGCGACGUCAGUGCGUGCGGCUGCUUUGGCUAUUGGCUUCAGUGGCUUUGUGCUUCUGGCGGUGACCAUCGCCGCAGUGGUGAUACCGCCUGCUUGGGCCGCAGCGGCAGCGGUCGGGCGCAAACAAAGUGCGGAGGGGGAAUGAUAUACAACUGCGCUCCCAAAGGGGCUCCGCACUCAGGCCGCAAUAAAGAGAGUAGUAAUAAUAGUAUACACACUCUCUGCACUACCCCUCUUUGCCUUUUGAAAUACGGAAAAUAA
Molecule: messenger RNA, 2112 nt
Organism: Trypanosoma rangeli
Lineage: Eukaryota; Euglenozoa; Kinetoplastea; Trypanosomatida; Trypanosomatidae
Product: surface protease GP63
Exons: 1
Coding region: 1-2112 (703 amino acids)
Biological process (GO): proteolysis; cell adhesion
Cellular component (GO): membrane; cytoplasm
Molecular function (GO): metalloendopeptidase activity
Source: RefSeq, a predicted model, not a curated record